GUACAAACAAAUACUGAGUAGCAAGAACUGACCUUUCAAAAUGAAUGCAAGGAACCCAAAGUUUGUUGUGGUUUGAGAAAUUUGCCUCCGUAAUUGUGGUAGGAGAUGUUGUAGUAUGGCUGGAUAUUCUCUCUUCCUGGAGAGAGCGUUGGAAAAGAUAUUGAGUGACCGAGAGACACGGCGAUCGCAGCAUGCAAAGCUCAAGCAAAAAUGCGAACAAGCUCUUGAGCGGUUACAAGCUGCUUGCAAGACUAGAAGCCCUGGCAGCAGGCAUUCGAUAUCCACCGCCCCAUCAGUAUCUGAUGUAGAAUACUACUAUCUUGUACUGGAGCAUGUCUGCCAAUCGCGCUCACCUCGUCUGGUCAGCACUGCUUUGGACUGCUUGCAGAAACUUAUUGCACCAGGAUACUUGACUGGUCUGUCACCAGACCCUGAAGAUCCUACCAAGCCACUUGGUGAUCGCAUAGUCGACACUAUUUGCUCAUGCUUCAGUGGGGCAAGCACUGAUGAAGAUGUGCAGCUACAAAUCAUCAAGGCAUUGUUGACGAUGAUGACGUCGGGUACAUGCUCAGUGCAUGAGGGUUCUCUCCUGCAAGUCAUACGUACCUGUUACAAUAUCUUCCUGGCAUCCAAGAAGCCCAUCAACCAGGCAACGGCUAAAACCACGCUCACCCAGGUCAUUCAUGCCAUUUUCCAGAGAAUGGAGCAGCAAAAGGAGGAGUCGGUUCAAGAUGCUCAAUCUAUGCGUGAAUCAGGUGCUAUUGCCACGACUAGCACACCAACACCUAGUUCCAACACUCGACUAGAUCGACCCAGCCUCCCAGUUGCAUCCAUGGGUGGUACCUCGCCUGGCUUGGUACACAGAAAUAACAUGUCUGUGUUGCAGUCACCCACAGGGGGUGCUGAAUCGAGUGUGGACCGUGCACUCACUGUCCCUAGCGACCAUGAGAUCAUGCAGGAAAUUGCGGCUACCAGUGGUCAGCAUACCAUGUUUGGAAGCCAGGAGUUGCGUUCUAAUCCUGGCUCUGCGCUGCGACCAAACUCUCAAGCAAGAUUUCCCUCAAGCAAGGUAUCACCAAACAUGUCACAUUCCUCUUCAAAGUCCUCUUCAAAGUCGGAGAGUUUCUCCGAAGCAGACACCAGUGGUGUUUUCCUGCCACCAAGUACACACCAUGAGGAAACCGGUGUAGUGUCUGAAGGAAACGGAUCGCCAGUGCGUGAUACAAGCAAAGGCGAUGGCGCCACCAAGGCCCGUGAUACUGGCCAAGAGGCUCGUACUGUCAGAGAUGGUUCGCAAAGUGUUGACGGUGAAGAUACAGAUGGCACGGCCUUACCGGAGCCAAGUGAUAGUGCUACCGGCAGGUCCGGUGCAGUUCGACCACUACAGGGAGUGCCAGCAUCGCAGGAGUAUGCUGCCGACUCGCUUGAUGACAACAACGGCGCAUCGAAUGCAGCCAAGACAGAGAUUAGCAGUGAAGCUGGCUUGGCACAACACUGUGACACACUUCCUGAAAGUGUAACUCCCAGAAGGUCAGAUUCCGCUGUAGAUCAGAGCUCUGUAGCCGUGGAGGUUCAACAGGUUCUCAGUGAGAUUGUGGACAGAGUGUGCAAUGCAGCUGAUGCUAGUGAAUCACCGCCCAGAGUACCAUCACGUGCACUCUCUCCAGUCAACUCAAUGACAAUAGUGGGUCCCAAUACUGUGGCCUACGUUGCAUCAGACACUGCUGGUGUACCAGCAACUGAGACAAGCAGUAAACCGAGCAGUGACGUUGCCAACCAAUCGUUUGAAGCUAGCUGGGGAUUUGAGCACGUCGUACAAAAGGAUGCGUUCCUGGUAUUCCGCUCCUUGUGCAAACUGUCCAUGAAAGCUAUCGAAUCACAUGAUCCACGUUCACAUGAGCUACGAAGCAAAAUUCUCUCCCUGGAAUUGCUGCUGAGUGUGCUGGAAGGAGCCGGCCCUAUGCUGCGUACUGAUCCGAUGUUUAUCAAUGCCAUCAAGCAGUAUCUGUGUGUUGCACUCAGCAAGAACGGUGUCAGCAGUGUGCCGCAAGUCUUUGACCUCUCACUCUCCAUUUUCCUGGCAUUGCUCUCGAACUUCAAGGAUCAUUUGAAGAUGCAAAUUGAAGUGUUUUUCAAGGAAAUCUUCCUCAACAUCUUGCAGAGUACUACCAGUUCGUUCCAGCACAAACUACUAGUGACUCUUGCACUGCGCAAGAUCUGCAAUGAUGCCCAGUGUAUUGUAACAAUCUACUUGAACUAUGACUGUGAUCUAUCACUGGCGAACAUAUUUGAGCGGUUGGUCAGUGACAUAGCUCACAUAGCACAGGGAUCCAAUGCUGUCUUGCUCGGUCAUCCAACACCACAGCAAGAGAAAGCCAUUCAAUAUGCCGGAAUGGAGUGUCUGGUUGGUAUUCUGAAGAGCCUGGUAGCCUGGAGUAGUGACCUGUAUGUAAAACCAGGUGUAGCUGCCCUAGCUCAGCAGAGUGCUGGAUACGAGACGGCGUUUCCUCUAACACGCGAUCCUGUUUCUCCGCGGUUGACCAGGAGAACACUGCCACUUGCUCGCUCUGACACCAGUCCGAACCCCGGUCCUAAAGGUGGACGUGUACAUGAGAGCCCCGUGGAAAGUGCGUCGUCUUCUCAAUCUCUUGGUGGAUUGGAUCUUCCUGAAGAGUUUGAAGUUAUCAAGAAGAAGAAGGAUGUCAUAGAGGAGGGUCUAGUGAAGUUUCACAAGAAGCCCAAGCAUGGCAUGAAGUUCUUGCAGGAGAGAGACAUCGUGGGUCGUGAGCCAAGCGACGUAGCUCUUUUCUUCCACUCGGAUGAUCGCCUUGACCCAGUCUCUAUUGGUGAAUACCUUGGCGAAGCUGACAAGUACUGUAUUGAAGUUAUGUACAGCUACGUAGAUUUACUCGACUUCACCGACAUGGAGUUUGUGCCGGCGCUCAGGAUGUUCCUGGCUGGAUUCCGACUGCCCGGCGAGGCGCAGAAGAUCGAUCGCCUGAUGGAAAAGUUUGCCGGUCGCUACUGUGAAACCAACGCAUCGACGUCAGUGUUUGCCAGUGCUGAUACUGCUUAUGUCCUGGCAUACUCCAUCAUCAUGCUGGCUACGGAUUUACACUCAACUAAGAUCAAGCGGGAAAACAAGAUGACCAAAGAACAGUACAUCAAGAUGAACCGUGGCAUCAAUGAUCAGAAGGAUUUACCAUCAGAGUACCUAGAGAGUAUCUAUGAUGAGAUUGCCAAGCAAGAGAUCACGCUACGCGGUGGCAAUAAGUCCAAAGCGCCUGCACCCGCUGGCAUUACUGACAAGACACGCCAGCAACUCAAUGAUGUAGAGAUGGAGCAGAUGGCACAGACUGCCAAGGCCAUGAUGGAAGACCGAAGCCAUGUUCAGAGUCACUUUAUCAUCGCCACUCGCACCGAACACGCCAGACCAAUGUUCAAGGUUGCAUGGACGCCGUUCCUGGCUGCACUGAGUGUUGCAUUGCGUGAAGACGCUCAUGAGACUAUUGUUGCUCUGUGCCUGGAAGGAUUCCGUGCAGCAAUACGAGUUGCAGCUAUAUUUGAUGCGAAGCUGGAGCGUAAUGCCUUCGUUCAAACCUUGGCCAAGUUCACGCUACUAACAAGCAUGUCUGGUGUUGGUGAGAUGAAGCCAAAACACAUUGAGACCGCCAAAAUACUCAUCAGUGUUGCUGACACCGAAGGCAAUUACCUGCAGGGCACCUGGGCUGAUGUUCUUAAUGUUGUGUCACACCUGGAACUGGCACAAGCCGUGGGUAACGAUCGGCAGCGCUUGAGAAAUGGCAGUAUCUCAGUGGCCACUAGUAGUUCAACUAUUGUGGCAGCAGCUGCUGCAAGUGCAAACUCGAGCAGUGGUGGAGGUGGUGGCAGUGGCCGCGACUCUGCAUCCGCACAAAGUAGUCUGGAACUCCGCGAUUGUGCAGCUUGGGAGAAGGUGGAUUCCCGAACGUUAGACGAAGCUAUCUCUCAGACUGUAGUCGUUGCUAUUGACAGGAUUUUCACCAACUCUAACCUGCUGGAUGGGAAUGCCAUAUUGGAUUUCGUCAAUGGGCUGAUUGGUGCUUCGUUUGCUGAGCUGGAAAGCAGACCCGCUCCUAGGAUGUUCAGCUUGCAGAAGAUAGUGGAGAUCUCCUACUACAAUAUGGGCCGUAUCCGUUUGGAAUGGUCACGCAUCUGGGCAAUCAUUGGUGAAUACUUCAACAGGGUUGGUUGCCACAGUAACGAAGAUGUUGCUGUCUUUGCUAUUGACUCACUGCGCCAACUCUCGAUGAAGUUCUUGGAAAGGGGAGAGCUGGCCAAUUUCCGCUUUCAGAAGGAUUUCCUGCGGCCGUUUGAAUACAUCAUGAAGCGCAAUAUGUCUCCGAAGAUCCGUGACAUGGUUGUUAGCUGUAUGGCCCAGAUGGUACACAGCCAUGCCAAGAACAUCAGAUCUGGCUGGAAAAACAUCUUUGCUGUGUUCCACCUGGCUGCGUCUGACCAUGACCCACAAAUCGUGGAGUUGGCCUUUGAAACCACCUCCAAUAUCUUCGAGAAGCAUUUUGCAGCAACAAUAGCCGCAUCGUUCCAGGAUGCUGUCAAGUGCCUGGCCGAGUUUUCUUGCAAUGCAGCGUUUCCAGACACGAGCAUGGAGGCCAUACGUCGUAUUGACAUGUGUGCACGGUGCGUAGCUAAUCAACCACACCUCUUCAGAGAUACUGCAACGAUGGAGGACACUAUGGAUGCAGAGGAUCGUGUCUGGGUCAGGGGCUGGUUUCCUGUGCUCUUUGAGCUGAGCUGUAUUAUCAGUCGGUGUAAACUGGAUGUCAGAACACGUGCCCUGACUGUCAUGUUCAACAUCAUGAAGACGUAUGGUGCUAGUUUCCUCAAUCACUGGUGGCGCGAUGUCUUCAACAUCAUCUUCAGGAUCUUUGAUAAUAUGAAGCUGCCAGAGCAGCAGAUGGAGGAGCUACACAAUGAACUUCCUUUCCCCAAACAAACUGAACUGGAGUUGAAAACUGAGUGGAUGACGACAACGUGCCCGCACACACUAAUGUGCAUCGUUGAUGUGUUCAGUCAGUAUUUUGAAGUACUUGCACCAGUGUUGCUGGAUAACCUCUACAGUCAGUUCUCAUGGUCGGCUCAGCAAGAUAACAAGGAACUUGCUAUCGCUAGUCUGGAUUGCUUGGAGAGCUUUGUGACUACUAAUGGCCGUCACUUCUCUCGCCUGUACUGGGACAAGACAGUGGACUGUCUGGAGAAGAUAUUCAGUGCUACACUGCCACAGGCACUGCUCAUGUGGAGAUCAGAAGAUACCGGUGAUCCAGGAUCACCAUAUGAUGUUCCAAUGAUUCACAUUCACAUACCUCGCAAAGCGUCCAUACAGAACAUGGUACCAUCAGUGACAGAGACGCGUGAAAGCUUCCAUUCCAGCAAGACUGGCAGUGCAGCAGUGGCUGUCACCACACAAUCACCCAAGAGAGUAGCACCGCAUGGGUCCACUGAAGACGGCGGCGUCGCUGAUGAUGCUCAGCUGGAUACGCCACGUUCUGCUCGUUCCGGUAGAAUCCACCAUCGUCCUCCGUCCCCUAGUGAAGACGAUUCUGAAAGAUCUGCUUUAUCGAUGACUGCAAUGCCGUCAGAUGAUGAGCGUGCACUGGAUGCUCGUGAGAUAGGGACCGACGUUGAUGCCAACGCUUCCGCUAUGGAUGGCAGCAUUAAUGCUUAUCCACGUGAUGCAUCGGAGUCACCGGACUUUGAGGGGCCACGCACUAGUUCGGAUGACAAGCAGCGAGUGUUUGGCACAUUGGAUGUACGCUGUCAUGUUCAGCAAUGCCUAAUCCGUGCUAUAGAUCACAUCAUCUUUACGUCGGUUGGUAGUAAACAUCAAGAUCAGCGGUUGUUCUAUGCAGCUGCUAAGGAGGCAUCUCAUUUGCCUAUACCCAGCACAACACAAGGGCCCGUGUCAGCUAAAUCUUCACCUGCUCACUUCUUGCAGAGUGACACAACAAAUACUAGCAAUUCCAGUGGAUCGCCAGAGGCAAUGUUCCCACAGCUGAGCAGCGCACAGCUAUUGCGGCUAGUCUACCUGCUCAUGGCGUCGCAUGACUUUGCUAAACUCUUCAAUGCUGACAAUGAACAAAGAGCUGCAUUGUGGAAGGCGGGUUUCCAAGGCAAGUCCAAGAUCAACAUGUGGAAGCAAGAAACCCAGAGUCUACUGUGUGUUCUGAGAAUUCUCUUCUCCAUGCUGGCAUGCCAGCAGCAUGCCUCCUGUGCGCUGGCUGUGGAGGAAACCCUCAUCAACAUAUGGCAGAAUGCGGUGGCGUACUACUGCACACUGGUGUCAUUGAAUCAUCGCACAGAGUGGCUACCGGUGCUGCUCUUUCUCAUUGAUAACUUGAAACGACUUGAGCCAAUCAGGUUUGACCGUCACUUGUUCCAGCCCGGUGCCAAGAUUCUCUACAAGAUGGUGACAGUUGACAUGCAGGCAGAGCUGCGUUGUGUCCUGCGUGACCUGCUUGAACGCAUGCAUGACCGUGCGUGCUGCUUAAGAUCCGCUGCCCACCAGCCUGCUAAGGCCGCGGGAGCAGCAGAAUCAGCAAUGAAGAAUCCCCUGCAACAGCAGCAGCAACAACAGCAGCAGCAGCAGCAGUAGCCAGUGUACUGAACGCAUUUUUUGUCUGUUUGUGUACUUGUAUACAUCCAGCAGAGGCUUGAUCUGUAGCGAUAGCUUGUCUUUAUUUCAGGUUUCGGCAGAGUUUCCGAACGGCUUGAGCAGCUAGUCUACAAUGACAUUAUGUAGCAGGUAUGUCCAUGUACUUAGUCCUAUCUCAUAUCCCAUUGGUCUAGGCAUGGUGUGUUUGUUUGAAUUGUUGCAUCGUCUAUUUUCUCUAUUUUUCUCUACGCGAUGGGUAUAUCAGUACUAUUUUUACUCUUCUCGGGCCGCAAUGCUUGCUGUCAUAUUUGCACUUUACCCUUAUUGCUAUGUGCUGUGUUUGUCUUUUUAGUCUGCUUAGUCUGUCCGUUGUCACCUAGAGAAUUUUGAAGUGCAUAAAUCACCUAUGCCGUGUGCCUCUCUACCUAGCUUAUCAGCUAAUAUUUCCUGCCGCCGAAGCAACCAUAGCUGCAGCAGUAGUAGCGAUAAAAGCAACUUCAAUGAUAUACGCAUUAAAAACAAAUACUCAAAUACUCAAAACAUUUCUCUUGCUCCAACAUGUGCCAGUUUCUUUUUCUAUUCUGUUUUCUAACAUUGCUCUAUUCAGCAAUGUAGCCACUCUAUAUGAUGGCCCGCUUUGUGUGUCCGAGUAUUUGUUCUUCCGUUUGUGAUGGUCAGACUCUAUCCGAAAACUCAUCAACAAGGAUUAUGUGUCUGUUGCCAAUGCCCCACCCCCUCUGCUCAUGAAAUUUUCUUGCAUGCGCUAAUCGUGACUCAUCAUGUUUGCUAUCCCAUGUGGCUAUGUCACUUUCCAUCAUUUUACUUUUCUGUCUUGUUGCUGGGCAAUGAUGCUGAUAUUUUUCUCCUUUGCUUUCUGCUCCACGCCAUUUUACUGCAGUGUCAGGGAUGAAUCAACCCUGCGAUAAGUUAUGUAGACAUUUUAUUCUCUUUUCAUUUUGCUUACAACUCACAUGAGUUGUACAUGUGUCCGAUACCGGUCCAUCAUAACACUUCCUUGCUAGUCCGAUACCGGUCCAUGCAUCAUAACACUUCCUUGAAUCAUGUACAGUCGUGUUCUUUGGGAAUGCCAUAGUCAUGACUACUGUUCAGUA
This is a messenger RNA of Sycon ciliatum, 7764 nucleotides long. RefSeq names its product brefeldin A-inhibited guanine nucleotide-exchange protein 1-like. NCBI's taxonomy places the organism in Eukaryota, Metazoa, Porifera, Calcarea, Leucosolenida, Sycettidae. The transcript is spliced from 32 exons. The coding region runs from base 116 to 6652 and encodes 2178 amino acids. Gene Ontology annotation, molecular function: guanyl-nucleotide exchange factor activity. The record is from RefSeq and is a predicted model, not a curated record. Gene Ontology annotation, biological process: regulation of ARF protein signal transduction.